AUGGAACAAAGGCGCAGACACGCAAAAUCGCACCCUACUGAUGGCGGUAGCAGCAGCAGCAGUGGCGGGGACUCAGACGGCGGAAGCCCCGGGUCCCCGUCCGGGAGCCAGCAAGGCCCGUCGUCCUCGGGCAACGCGUUCGCCAACGACGGCAGCUUUAUGGAGAUGUUCAAGAAGAAGAUGGAGGAGGAAAUGAGGAAAAAGGCGCAGGGGACAGAUGGAGAGCAAGGACAUACGAAGCCCCCUCCCGUCACUAGCUUUGUGGGGAAGCGCAGAGGCGGUGUGUUCCUUAAGACCGGUAUGGUUGCCAAGAAGCAAAAACAGGACACAGAGACUACGCCCGGCAAGAGUGACGCUUGGUCAAAGUACAUGGCGGAGGUGAAAAAGUACAAAGCGCACCAGUGCGGCGAUGACGAUAAGACCAGGCCGCUGGUCAAGUAGAUAUGGAAUCACAGAAGAAACCAUUGCCUUUUUUUUUUUCCAUCUCCUUUCCUGAAAGUUUCCCCUUUUUUGUAUUUUUGCGCCUUUUGAUUUGUUUUGACGCUGUUCAUAUUUUCCUCUGUAAUGCUUUGAAAACUUGGCAAAAAUGAUUUAGUUCUUUUUGGUCAUAAGAUAAAAAAAUCUACACUGCCUGAUCA
Messenger RNA from Syngnathus typhle (broad-nosed pipefish), 638 nucleotides. RefSeq names its product telomerase RNA component interacting RNase (gene trir). The transcript is spliced from 3 exons. Gene Ontology annotation, molecular function: 5'-3' exonuclease activity; 3'-5' exonuclease activity. The record is from RefSeq and is a predicted model, not a curated record. NCBI's taxonomy places the organism in Eukaryota, Metazoa, Chordata, Actinopteri, Syngnathiformes, Syngnathidae. Bases 1 to 441 code for a protein of 146 amino acids.